AGUGAAUCUGCGGAGAGGAGACUGAGAGCCUGUAGAGACUCUGUCAACAGCAUCCGAGGUAUUUGAAGCCAACAGCAUUGAGAGUGAAAUGGCGUCCUCUGGAGAUAUUCAGGUUAAGGAGCUGGACAAGCGUGCUUCAGGGCAAGCAUUUGAGGUCAUUCUGAGCCCCUCAGCACCAGAUGCAAAAGGAGAAUUCCCUUUGUCCACCCCGAAAAAGAAGGAGGUGUCUUUGGAUGAGAUCCAGAAGAAGUUGGAGGCAGCAGAGGAGAGACGCAAAAAUCAUGAGGCAGAGGUUCUGAAACACUUGGCUGAGAAGCGAGAGCAUGAGAAGGAGGUUCUCCAGAAAGCGAUGGAGGAGAACAACAACUUCAGCAAGAUGGCAGAGGAGAAACUCAACCAGAAAAUGGAAGCCAACAAAGAAAAUCGCACAAAACAGAUGGCUGCAAUGAAUGAGAAAUUUAAGGAGAAGGACAAGAAAAUCGAAGAAGUCCGAAAGAACAAAGAGACGAAAGAUGGAGGCGAAAAUGAUGAGAACUGAGUUUUCUGUCUUUUUGGUUUUUGGUUCUAUUCACUUUAGGGGAUAGUAUUGGGUUUUUUACGUAUCCAAAGAUUUAUUUUUGUUCCAUUAUGGCCAGUAUUAUGUGUUUGGUUUUGUGUUACUGACACUUUUUUAUCUGACAUUUAGGGGAGAAGCAGAUGCACAACGUUCUUUUCAUCUUUCCAUGUUCAGAUCUACUUUGCAUUCCCAUCACCUGUAGAUUUGUCCAACUGCCGCUUUUGACCUGUAAAAUAAGCAGUGUUUUACCCUAAAGGGAAGCAUGCCUGUGUUACAAAUAGGUCUCUAACUUUGUCUGUUGCAUUGUGCAAGUUGACCUGUACCUGUUUAUGUCAAAACUUUCAAAAAAUUCUUUGAGCUUAAUAAAGUUGCACAGUUCUUUGUUAUGGUAACAGUUUUGGAUCUGCCCCUUUUUUGUAGAUGUUCAUAUAUGAACAAAUGAUUUUUUUUAUAUAUAUAUCUGACUGCCUCUCUGUGUAACUCUCUGUCCAUCUGGUUAACAACAAGCACAUUCCAGGAGUUACCUUAUUGGUAAAGCUGUAAAAAAAACAUUUGAGAAAGAUCCAUGGUAAUAAUAUUCAGCAGACUGACCAGUAUGACUUCAAUUGAUACCAAUCAAUGUUGGACUGAUUGCAAAAACGUUUAAGAAUAAGGGGACAUUUUUGGUAAUGUUGGCGUGCAAUAUCUGUAUCAAGUCUUGUCAGGUUUGCAUCUGCUGACACCUAGUGACAUUUGAUGGCACAACACGUUUUCAUUCUAACUGAAUACUUUGUUUCAAGUGGUCGAUGAUCAGACAAUUUUGAUGAAUACAUACUGGUGGAUUUUGAUCAAAUUAUACAUAUGCAAUACAAAUGCUGCACAUCACUAUGCUGAGACCAUUUGACAGAGGGUUACACAUUGCAUGUUACCAUUGAGGACAACACUGGACAUACAGUAAGUGUCAUUUAUGUAUUUCCAUGUACCACGCUGAAUAAAAGUAUAUGUUAUUUAUU
Molecule: messenger RNA, 1548 nt
Organism: Colossoma macropomum (tambaqui)
Lineage: Eukaryota; Metazoa; Chordata; Actinopteri; Characiformes; Serrasalmidae
Gene: stmn1b
Product: stathmin 1b
Exons: 5
Coding region: 89-538 (149 amino acids)
Biological process (GO): regulation of microtubule polymerization or depolymerization; neuron projection development; microtubule depolymerization
Cellular component (GO): cytoplasm; neuron projection
Molecular function (GO): tubulin binding
Source: RefSeq, a predicted model, not a curated record